AUGGAAAAUGAUACCCUAGGUUUUCCUGACGAACAUGUCAUAAUAGGAGAUGAUGCUUUUCCUUUGAGAAUAAAUUUAAUGAAACCUUAUAGCAAACGUAAAUUAUCCAAUAAGGAAGUAAUUUUUAAUUAUAGGUUAUCAAGGGCCAGGCGCGUAGUCGAAAAUGCUUUCGGAAUAUUAGUUUGGCGAUUUAGAGUAUUUUUAGGACCAAUAGAAUUACAACCAUCAACCGUGGACAAAGUUAUUUGGAGUGUUUGUGCUCUACAUAAUUGGCUACGGAUGACAAAUUCAAAUGCAUAG
Molecule: messenger RNA, 300 nt
Organism: Macrosiphum euphorbiae (potato aphid)
Lineage: Eukaryota; Metazoa; Arthropoda; Insecta; Hemiptera; Aphididae
Source: the annotation of a GenBank genome assembly